UUCCGUUAGCUUGACGCCGGUCUGCGGUGAUAACGGAGACACAGAUUCCUCCUGAAACACCGGCCACAUUUGGCAUUUCCCAGCCGGUAAACUGCCUGAGAUGAAAGAUGAGAGGAUUUAACGGAGACUAACGGACCCGCAGGGCUUGAAAAGUCUUCGCCAUGCUCACUCAACCGCUGAACCUGAGUGACAGUGAGAGGGGGCGGGGCCUGCCCGCCGUGACCCCACCCCCUGGCCUCCCACUGGCUGGUGAGGAGGAGACGCAGACAGCUCCUCCUCCCUCCUCUUGCUCCUCCUCUUCUGUCACUCCUCCUCCACCUCCUGCGGCCCUCCUCAAUCCUCUUCCACCUCCUCCAUCUUCUGUCUCUUUUCCUCCUCCUGUCUUUCUUACUCAUUGUACUUCUCCCACCUCCUCUCCCUUUUCUCCUCCUCCUUCCUCCACUCCUCCUGUCCCUCUGUCCCUCCUUCCCCCACCACCUCCUGCUCCUUCUGUUUCUCCUCCGUCCCUCCAUCCUCUUCCUCCUGCCUUGUUGUGUCCUCGUUCAGUCUGCACUCCUCCUUCUGCUCCUCCUAUCUCUCCUACUCCUUUCAUUUCAUCUUCUCUUCCUGUUUCUCCUCCUCCUGUUGCUCCUUCUCUUUCUCCUCCUCUUUGUUCUAACCUCCCUACUCUCCCUUCUUCCUCCUCCUCUACCCCUCCUCCUCUCCUUCAUCACCACUCUUCACCUCUCAUUUCUCCUCCUUCUGCUAUAUGUGGUCCUGUGCAUCCCCUCUCCUCUUCACUUCCUGGUCUUCCUCCUCCUCCUCCUCCCUGCUGCCCCUGCUCCUCCCUCCUGCCUCGCCUCCUCUCAGCUCACCGGUUGGAGGUGCGACGCCUCCUGCGAGGAGCUCUGGCCUCCCUCGGCCGUCGCCUGGACUCUCUGGAGAGGAGCAGCAGGAGGAAGAAGAGGAGCAGGCAGAGAGGAGGAGGAGGAGUGUCCGGUCCUGCGGGUGCGACUGCCUCCUCCUGCAGCCCCGCCCACCUCCCACAUGUUCCCACCUCCUCUUCAUCUUCAGACAGCGAGGACUCACCCACGCCUCCUCUCUCCUCUAGUUUGAGCCAAUCAGAGCAGAGUUGGAGGAGCAGAGGGGAGGAGGAGGGGGAGUGGAGGGGGAGGAAAAGGAGGAGGAAGAACCACAGAGGAAGAGAGACACGUGUUCUUCCAGGACACACAGAAGAAGAAGAUGAAGAAGAGGAGGAUGCUGGGAGAUUUGUGGGGCGGAUGGCGGUCUCCUGCGGGGGAGGAGGAGGAACAGAGGAGGAGGCGCCACUCACUCUACGCAACUUUAACCACAGGAAACACAAAAGAAGAGAGGGGGGCGGAGCCAGCCAAUUAGAGAAGGCCGUUAGUGUCAUCAGGCAGAAGAACGGUUACAGAGCGCCGCUGCUGGCGCACAGCGUCUCUGCCUCCUCUUCCCAGCAUGCAUUGCACCUCCUAGAGCCAGCCCACAGUGGUCAGACCUGCGGCCAGUCAGAAGCACUGAGAGUCUCUUCAGGCCAAUGGUGUUUCUCUGACUUCAUCCCGCCCCUCUCCUCCAAUCACAGUGCUGUCCACCUAUGGCUCUACCCCUCCUCCUUUAGCCCCGCCCCCAUGCUGAGGCUAUCAGCUGUUGCCAUGGAGAUGAUGUGCGAGUCAGUUGUGGGCGGAGCUUGCGGUGGUCUUCUGCGGCCCCUGAAGGACUGGACGGCCCCGCCCAGUCUCAGCAGCGACCACUGCUACGUGCGGACGUCUUCCCUGACGUUUCCCGCCCGGCGACAGCAGAAGCAGCGGGCCAAUCACAGCACCCGGAGCAUCCUCUUACCCCAGCGAUGGCCCCCUCUCCUCCCCCCGUGUCCAGCCAAUGGGCUGUCUGCUCCGCUCCCCGCUGGCCAAUCAGCAGCGGGUUCUGAGUUCCUCAGCACAAACGGAGAGCGAGGUAAACGAGUCUCUCAGAUACGAAUCCGCCGCGCAUCGCCACGGGAAACGCCGCUCACACCGAUGGGACUGCCAAAGGUCAAAAGGUUAAAGAAGAAAGAGUUCAGUCUGGAGGAGAUUUACACUAACAAGAACUACAAAUCCCCCACCACCAACAGGUAAAAACUACAAAUCCCACCACCAACGGGUAAAAACUACAAUCCCCCACCACCAACGGGUAAAAACUACAAAUCCCCCACCACCAACAGGUAAAAACUACAAAUCCCACCACCAACGGGUAAAAACUACAAAUCCCCCACCACCAACAGGUAAAAACUACA
Molecule: messenger RNA, 2272 nt
Organism: Micropterus salmoides (largemouth bass)
Lineage: Eukaryota; Metazoa; Chordata; Actinopteri; Centrarchiformes; Centrarchidae
Product: translation initiation factor IF-2-like
Exons: 9
Coding region: 162-2114 (650 amino acids)
Source: RefSeq, a predicted model, not a curated record